Molecule: messenger RNA, 492 nt
Organism: Hyaena hyaena (striped hyena)
Lineage: Eukaryota; Metazoa; Chordata; Mammalia; Carnivora; Hyaenidae
Product: peptidyl-prolyl cis-trans isomerase A-like
Exons: 2
Coding region: 1-492 (163 amino acids)
Biological process (GO): protein peptidyl-prolyl isomerization
Molecular function (GO): peptidyl-prolyl cis-trans isomerase activity
Source: RefSeq, a predicted model, not a curated record
AUGGUCAACCCCACCGUGUUCUUUGACAUCGCUAUGGAUGGUGAGCCCUUGGGCUGCAUCUCCUUUGAGCUGUUUGCAGACAAAGUCCCCAAAACAGCAGAGAACUUCUGUGCUCUUUCUGGGAAGAGAGAAUUCAGUUACAAAGGUUCCUGCUUCUACAGGAUUAUCCAGAGAUUUAUGUGUCAGGGUGGUGACUUCACAUGCCAUAAAUGCACUGGUGGCAAAUCCAUCUACAGGGAGAAGUUUGAUGAUGAGAAUUUCAUCCUGAAGAACACAGGUCUUGGCAUCCUGUCCAUGGCAAAUGCUGGACCCAACAUGAACGGUUCCCAGUUUUUCAUCUGCACCACCAAGACUGAUUGGUUGGACGGCAAGCAAGUGGUGUUUGGCAAGGUGAAGGAGGGUAUGAGCAUCGUGGAGGCCAUGGAGCACUUUGGGUCCAGGAAUGGCAAGAUGAGCAAGAAGAUCACCAUUGCUGACUGCAGACAAAUCUGA